AUAAGUUUUGGCCUCGAUUUGGGCCAAAAACACAAAAAUCGACACAAUUAUCAACCGCAUUGUCACACAAGACUGGGCUAAUUGGAAAAUUAAACACCUAAAUGAGUUAGGAAGUUGUAAAUUCGCCAAUUUAGGGGCAAUUUUCAAAUUACCCGCCAUUUCGUCCUUGAACCACCUCACCCAAAUGUGAGGUUACAUUUAUGUCCACCACAAAAAAAAACACCGAAACUAUACAAAAUGAUUGAAAAAAGCCAAUUUUAACAGAGGUAACCCUCCUGUUGCAGAAAUUAAACGACAAAACAGGUUAUGAAGUUGUAAAUUCUCUAAUUUAGUGGCAAUUUUCAAAUUCGGCGCCAUUUUGUCCUAAUAAAUGUUCAAAUCAAAAAAAUUGGGUUUUGUUGUAAAAACUGUGCGAAUACAUUGUUAAGACUCGUGUGAUAAAAAUUAAACGCGUAAAUAAAUAAGGAAGUUGUAAAUUCUCCAAUUUGGUGGCAAUUUUCAAAUCCCCCGCCAUUUUGUCCUCAAACGUGAGGUUAUGUUUCAUGUUCAAACCAGAAAAUAAUCAUGGGUUUUGUUGUAAAAACCGCAAAAACGUUGCGAAAUCAUUGGAAGAAGUCUACGUUUGCGGCAGUGGCCCUCCUGUACGGCUCCCAAUACGCCAAGGAGCGUUUCGAGACUCAAGAAUUGAUGCGUGUUUAUUGCGAGAAGGCUGCGAAAUUGGGCGAAGCCCCAAUCAGAGUGGAGGCCGACCCCCGCACCGUCACGGUAAUCCUAAACCCCAACGCGAAUCGGCGUAAAGCCGGCGAUGARUUUGAGAAAUAUUGCGCCCCCUUGUUGCAUUUGGCCGGGAUUUGCGUGAACGUCGUCAAGACCGAGUCGGAGGGGCAUGCCAGGAGUCUCAUCGGGGAUUUGAACGGGACGGAUGCGGUGGUUGUGGCAGGGGGCGAUGGGACUGUCUCGGAGGUGAUCACGGGGCUGUUGCGGCGUACGCAGGAAAACACYGAGGGGUUGAUACCAAUAGGUGUUUUGCCCUUGGGUAAGACCAAUUCAGUGGCGAGAGUUUUGUUCCCUUGUGGGGGCUAUUUGGAGAAGGUGCGGUCGUUGGCCGACGCCACGAUGGCGGUSGUUGAAGAAGUCGUUCAACCGAUUGAUGUUUUGAAAGUUGAGGUGUUGGAAAGUGAAAAUAAGCCGAUUUAUGCUGUCUCUGGGAUUAAAUGGGGGGCUUACAGAGACGCAGAAACGAAAAAAGACAGUUAUUGGCUUUAUGGCAAGUUUCGUAAUUAUGUCACUUAUUUAUUUAACGGAUUUAGAAGUAAUUUGACGUGGAAUUGCGCAGCUGAGCUUAAUUACACACCCCCUUGUACAGGGUGUUCCAAUUGUGCUCAAGCAACACAAAGGCCAAAAAAGUGGUUUCAGAGAUUUGUUAAAGACCAAAAACCGACCUUUUCGAAUAUCACCAAUCCGGAAUGUCGGACAAUUUAUCAAAGGGAUAUUUCAACAGUUGAUUUUAAUCUAACAGUAGAUGGUGAAAAAGUCCCCAAAUUGGUGGUCAAUGUGGGGCCACAAAGUGUCGAUUAUUUCGAUUUUGUCAAAGAAGGGUGGAAGUCGGAAAAGGGACAAAAAAGAACAGUGAGCGAGAUUAUUGAAGCGAGGUCGAUGGAAAUUCAGCCAAAAUUGGCGAAAAAUGAGGAAAAAUUCUUUUCUAUUGAUAACGAAAAUUAUGAACUGAAACCGGUCAGAGUUACGCUCUUGCCGAAAUUGAUUAACGUUUUUUGUAAAAAAGAAAAUUUGUAAAUAAAAAAUUUAAGUUGGCAA
Molecule: messenger RNA, 1815 nt
Organism: Tribolium madens (black flour beetle)
Lineage: Eukaryota; Metazoa; Arthropoda; Insecta; Coleoptera; Tenebrionidae
Gene: Mulk
Product: acylglycerol kinase, mitochondrial
Exons: 3
Coding region: 565-1794 (409 amino acids)
Biological process (GO): protein insertion into mitochondrial inner membrane; ceramide biosynthetic process
Cellular component (GO): mitochondrion; TIM22 mitochondrial import inner membrane insertion complex
Molecular function (GO): ATP-dependent diacylglycerol kinase activity; ceramide kinase activity; acylglycerol kinase activity
Source: RefSeq, a predicted model, not a curated record